CAGAGUACAUUGCAUUUGGUUGUUCCUCCUGUUUAGCGUACCUAGCUUGCGGGGCAUGUGUUACAUUGGCCUCGUUUGCUAAAUAUACCAAUAACCACUUAGUAUUUCCAAACAUGUGUUUGUGAGAGGGAAUAUUAUUCGGGUUUACAGGUGUUAUGAACAACUAUGACAUUGUCCGUCAGAUUGGAGAGGGUGCGUUUGGGAAAGCCUUCUUGGCCAGGGACAGAUAUGGCGGAUGUGAAAAAGAGUGUGUGGUCAAAGAGGUCAACCUCAGAAAGAUGUCUCCUAGAGAGAAGGAAGCAUCCAAGAAAGAGGUGACACUGCUCUCCAAGAUGAAGCAUCCCAAUAUCGUCACUUUCUUCAAAUCAUUCAACGAGAGGACUAGUCUGUUUAUUGUGAUGGAGUAUUGUGAUGGAGGGGAUCUAAUGAAGAAGAUCAGCAUGCAGAGAGGAAUUCUGUUCUCUGAGGAGCAGAUCCUGGACUGGUUUGUACAGAUCUGCCUUGGACUGAAGCACAUUCACGACAGGAAGGUCCUACACAGAGAUAUCAAGGCACAGAAUAUCUUCCUCACCAACAGUGGUAUGACAGCCAAGUUGGGGGACUUUGGAAUAGCAAGAAUGUUAAACAACACCAUGGAACUUGCCAGGACUUGUGUGGGGACACCCUACUACCUGUCUCCAGAAAUCUGUGAGAACAGACCGUACAAUAACAAGACGGACGUCUGGUCCCUGGGCUGUGUCCUCUAUGAACUCUGCACUCUGAGACAUCCAUUCGAGGGGAGCAGCCUGAGACAGCUGGUGGGGAAGAUCUGUAGGGGGCGCUGUAACCCCGUGUCGGCCCGCUACUCCUACGACCUCCGCCUGCUGGUCGCUCAGCUCUUCAAGGUCAGCCCUCGAGACCGGCCCUCUGUCACCUCGGUCCUGAGGCGCCCGCUCCUGGAGAAACGCAUCAGCAAGCUGCUAGACCCCCAGGUGAUUGAGGAGGAGUUCAGCCACACAGUUCUGCACAGAACGCCACCUUUAGACCCUCGUAAUGCUGCUAAAGUGCGAUCAGGGCCAGCACAGACACCAGUGAAGGUCCCCAAGCCCAGAGCCCCAGAGAGGCCUGCUCCUCAGCCAAAGCCUGGGCCCCCGGUGAAGAAAGCUCCCCCCAAACCACAGUGGAAAGCCCCAGUCAGAGUCUACACCCCUCAGCAUAAACCGUUUGCCCCCAGAGGGGCGCCAGUGGGCAACCCUCCGGUCAGACAACGUGCUCAACAACACCCCAGGUGGCCCAACAGUCGGCCAGUCAACUUCUACGACCACUACCACGCCCAGCUGGACGCCAUCCAGAGACACAAGGACAAGACCCAUCUCCCUCCCCACCAUCUCCCUCCCCACCAUCUCCCUCCCCCUCCUCCUCUCCACCAUCCUCCCCCUCUCCCUCCCCACCAUCUCCCUCCCCCUCCUCCUCUCCACCAUCCUCCCCCUCUCCCUCCCCACCAUCUCCCUCCCCCUCCUCCUCUCCACCAUCCUCCCCCUCUCGGUCCCCCCCUCCCUCCUCAGGCCCAGCCCCAGGAGGAGUACAAGGCUUGGGUCAUCCCAGUAGAACCCUACCAGCUUGUGGCUGCGGCUCGUGAUGAAUACCUCCAGAGGAGACGAGAGGCCGACCAGUACAAGCAGCGGGCAGAAAAACAGCUGGGUCUGCGUCCCUCCACGGCAGACGCAGAGAGGUACAGACAGCCGGGGCCCGGCCAGGGGCCCCCGCGGGCCCCACACAAGGACAGGAGACAGGGGGAGCAGCAGGAGUAUUUACGGCAACUGCAGCACAUCAGACAACAGUAUUACAACGAUAUGAGGGAGAUCCAAAUGAGAGCUGGAGCAGAGGCCCAGCCAGUGGUGAAGCCAGGUACCUACCUGGUGGAGCAGGCCAGACCCUCAGAGACACCAGCGCCCAGAGAGAGACCACACCCUGCCCAGUGUCCGCAGGACAUGGAGGGGGCGCUCAGACAGAUUGGUGAGGAGAACCGGAGGGAGAGGAGAACCCUGCAGAGGAAACACCCAGAUAAGAAGGCUGUUAUGUUUGAGAUCAGACUGGAUGAUGAAGGCGUGCCGGAGAAGAAGAAAAAGGAGGUGGAAAAGACUUAUGAAAUCAUACAGGAGGUGGACUUACUGAACCAGACCCUGAGCUUCCAGGCAGGGGAGGAGCUGAGACACAGGGAUUGGUUGGUUCCUGGAGAGCAGGAAGAGGAGAGACACAGGGAUUGGUCGGUUCCUGGAGAGCAGGAAGAGGAGAGACACAGGGAUUGGUCAGUUCCUGGAGAGCAGGCAGAGGAGAGGAAGGCCUGGGGUGCUGGAGCUCCCCAGACUCUCCUGAAGGCCUUGGCAGAGAUGGACGUAUCAUCGGUCUACACCACCAUGGCUGCAUCUGAGCAGGGUGAGGCGAUAGAGGAAGAGGACUCUCCAUGGGAGAGGAGGAGGUGGGGGCAGGGACCACCUAGAACCCUGCUCAACGUCCUGGCCCAGGCCGAGCUCUCCUCCACCCUGGACCCUCCCACACCAGGAGAGACACCAGGAGAGACAACAGGGGAGACAACAGGGGAGACACCAGGGGAGACACCAGGAGAAACAACAGGGGAGACACCAGGAGAGACAACAGGGGAGACAACAGGGGAGACAACAGGGGAGACAACAGGGGAGACACCAGGAGAGACAACAGGAGAGACAACAGGGGAGACACCAGGGGAGACACCAGGGGAGACACCAGGAGAAACAGCAGGGGAGACAGCAGAAGAAACAGCAGGGGAGAGACCAGGAGAGAGACCAGGUGAGACACCAGGAGAGACAGCAGAGCCCCUGACCGAGAAGGACACAGCGGAGGACGAGAGAGAGGGGGAGGAGGAGGAAGAUUCUGACGUGGAGGUGGACGAGGAGCGUCUGGAGCCCAGGUCGGAUGAUGACGACACGAACUUUGAAGAGUCCGAGGACGAGCUGCGCAAAGAGGUAGCAGAGUCCAUGAAGAACCUGUUCAUCAUGGAGGAUGGACAGAGCGAGGAGGAGGCAGACAGGGCAGGGACAGAUGGAGAGGAGGAGGAGGGCUGUGGAGAACAGGAGGCACAGGACCGCCGGCAGAUCAAACCGUUGUGGGAGCCUUCAUCAGACACCUCCAUGCAGGGGAGCCCCCUGGCGGCCGCCCCCCAGGCAGAGGGGUGCGAGGCUGGGCUCGUACAGCCAGCUCAGACCCAGGCAUCAGCUGUCCGCCAGGCCCAGACCAGCAGCACUGAGGACACAUAGUCAGAGAUGGCAAAAGUACUUACAUGCUUCACUCAAGUAGAACAGAUACUCAUGUUGAACAGAUACUCAGAUACUCAA
Molecule: messenger RNA, 3350 nt
Organism: Osmerus eperlanus (European smelt)
Lineage: Eukaryota; Metazoa; Chordata; Actinopteri; Osmeriformes; Osmeridae
Gene: nek5
Product: serine/threonine-protein kinase Nek5
Exons: 22
Coding region: 156-3272 (1038 amino acids)
Biological process (GO): protein phosphorylation
Molecular function (GO): protein kinase activity; ATP binding
Source: RefSeq, a predicted model, not a curated record